Molecule: messenger RNA, 1032 nt
Organism: Aspergillus ruber CBS 135680
Lineage: Eukaryota; Fungi; Ascomycota; Eurotiomycetes; Eurotiales; Aspergillaceae
Product: MDR family NADP-dependent oxidoreductase
Exons: 4
Coding region: 1-1032 (343 amino acids)
Molecular function (GO): oxidoreductase activity, acting on the CH-CH group of donors, NAD or NADP as acceptor
Source: RefSeq, a predicted model, not a curated record
AUGCAAACCCGCCAAUGGACCCUGACCAACAAACCAACCGCCCUCCCAACCCUCUCCGGGCCCAAACCCACCUUCACCCUAAACACCAUCACCCUCCCCACACUACAACCAGGCCAAGUCCUCACCAAACCGCUCUACCUCUCCAAUGACCCUGGCAUGCGCCCAUGGAUCUCCGCGGCCGCAGAUCCCGCACGGCAAUACCUCCCCCCAAUCCAUGAAGGCGAUGCAAUGCGUACCGCCGCCAUCGUGCGGGUUGUCGAGUCUACCUCCUCGAAACUCCCAGUAAAUAUUCUAGUCUUCGCAUUCACAGAAUGGCGCGAGUUGAGUAUCCACGAUGAAAGCGAGUGUCAGCCCCUCACUCCAAUCCCGGGUCUGGAUAUCGCACAUUUCCUGGGCGCAUUCGGCAUGCCUGCUAUCACGGCGUACUACGGGCUUAAGGAGAUUGUCAAGGUGCAGCCUGGGGAAACGGUUGUUGUUUCUGGGGCUGCGGGUGCGACGGGAAGUAUGGCGGUACAGAUUGCGAGGAAGUUGCUGGGUUGUCGGGUUAUUGGGAUUGCGGGGACGGAUGAGAAGUGCAAGUGGGUUAGGAGUCUCGGUGCAGAGGAGUGUGUUAAUUAUCGGUCUGAGUCGUUUGAGGAGGAUCUUUUCAAGGCGACGGAGGGUUAUGUCGAGGUUUACUUUGACAAUGUCGGCGGCACCAUUCUCGAUCUCAUGCUUACCCGGUUGAAGCGCUUUGGACGGAUUGCUUCUUGCGGCACUAUCUCAACCUACAAUUCCACCGAACAGACCUACAAGAACCUCUUCGAAAUCACCCAAAACCGCCUGAGCAUGCACGGUUUCUUCGCCUACGAUUACUUGCCUCAUAUCCCUGCGACGACGGAACUGCUCGUCCAGGCGUGGAAGGAUGGGAAGAUCGUUCUGGACGAUGAGAUGCAGACCAUUGUCGAUGCGGGCUUUGAGGAUGUUCCGGGUGUUUGGUUACGGUUGUUCGAGGGGAAUAAUACUGGGAAGUUGUGUACUAAGAUAGUUUAA